CAUGGAAGACUUUAAACGAUUUCGCAAUCUUGAGACAUUAACUUUACAAAAAAAUGCAAUCGAACGUUUACCUAGAAAUAUAUUUAAAAAUUUGAAUAAUACCAGAAUUAACUUAAAUGAUAAUCCAUUAUGGUGCGAUUGCCAAUCUGCUUGGUUGUCUGAAAUUGCUAUUAAAAAUCAUAGGAUAAUUGGUUCUUGUUACUAUCCUGAGAAAUUAAGGCAUAUGAAAUUAAGUUACAUUGACGUGGAUAUGCUGAAUUGUGAAUUUCCAAAAAUACUGAUACAUCCCGAAGAAACCGUAGUAGCGUUAGGAAAUGAAGCUUUCUUUCGUUGUAAAUCUUAUGGAAAUCCUCAGCCAUAUCAGAUGUGGUAUCAUAAUGAAUUUUUAUUGAAAACUGAUAAAUCGUCAAAAUUUUCAAUUUUAAAUGAUGGAACAUUAAUGAUUAGUAAUGUUACUCACUCAGAUGUGGGAUUGUAUCAUUGUGCUGCUCAGAAUGCCGUAGGAAAAAUUGAAUCCGACGUGGCAAGAUUACGAAUUAAAGGACGGAAGAAAGAAGGUGCGGAACCCCCUGUUUUUAUUGUGAAACCUCAGAGUGUUGAAGUUUUAGCUGGUGAAUUCCUUACAUUAAAAUGUGCAGCAUCCGGUAAUCCACUUCCUAAUAUUACGUGGUUUAAAAAUGGAGUUGAACUCGUUGAAAGUUCUCGAGUUUCUCACGGAGGAUCUGGAGUCCUUGUUAUACGAGACAUAAGGAUGGCAGACAGAGCCCACUAUAUUUGCGUUGCGACAAAUAAACACGGUAGUAUAAACAGUCAUGCGUCUGUUGAAGUUUUUGAGAAACCGACAAUAAUUAAACGUCCAAGAGAUAAAGUGACCAAAUUGGGUGAAAUGGUAACUUUUCAUUGUGAUACAGAAGGUUUCCCUACACCUAUUGUUGAGUGGACCCUUAAUGGCCAUCCAACGCCCAGAGUUUUCGGUGAUCCUCAUAUUAGCUUCGAGCUAGAUGCUGCUAUGUUACGUAUUUUAGGCGUUCAAAAGUCGGAUUUAGGUGUUUACCAAUGCAAAGCGUCUAACUCAGUUGGAAGCGUUGUUAGGAGAGCAACUUUAUCUAUUAAGGAACCAGAUAUUCCAGUUUUUUCUGUUACUCCUUAUGAUGUUGUUGCACCUCAAAAAUCGACAGUGUCUUUCAAGUGUUCGGCAAGAGGAUCUCCUGAACCGUAUAUACUUUGGAAGCAUAACAAUAGAACAAUACAUUCAUCAAAGAAGUUCUAUGUGGAACGUGGACUACUUAAAAUAAAUGACCUCAGUUUGAACGAUAGUGGUAUUUACCUUUGCGAAGCAAGUAACGCUGCUGGCUCUAUAAAUACAUAUGCUAAACUUUUUGUAACUAACCAAGUCGCAAAAAAGGCUGAAGUGGACACUAAAGUAUUAAAUUUCACAAUAAAAGAGGCUAUGAAGAGCGUUGAAUCAGCUGUCGAUAAAACUGUUGAGCAAUUACAAUCUGGUCGAUCGAGAACACCUAACGAGUUAUUGGAUUUAUUUAGAAGGCCAUCUCAUCUUGUUAGAUCCCUAUCUGGGCCUGCUGAUAUUCUUGAAAGAACUUUGGAAAUACUUGUGAAUAAGUUAGAGGGAACACAAUUAAAAAAUGUAACGAAUAAAGCAAAAAAUCUGGAUAUAACGGAGGAGAACGUUUUCUUAUUAGCAAAUUUAUCUGGCUGCAUGGUUUCAUUAUACGAACCUAGUUGUUCGAGAUUAUGCUAUCAUAACAAGUUUCGAUCAAUUAAUGGUUCAUGUAAUAAUUAUCAAAAAACCACAUUCGGUGCUGCUCUAACCCCUCUAAUACGGCUUUUACCGGCUCAAUACGAUAACGGUUGGACAACACCUAGAGGAUGGAACGAAGAAAAAUUACAUAAUGGUUUCCAAUUAGCAAGCGCUAGGGCAAUAUCUAUUGCCUUUACUAAGCAUAGGAAUACCGUCCAUGAUAAAUAUUCUCAUAUGCUCAUGCAAUGGGGUCAAUUUCUUGACCACGAUAUAACUUUUACGCCGCAAGCCGCAAGUUUAGCCAGAUUUUCUGACGGUAGAUUUUGUAAUGAAAGCUGCUCUAAUGAAGCUCCAUGCUUUCCUAUAAGAAUACCCGAUGAUGAUCCAAGAAUACUUAGACGAAAAUGCAUGGGAUUUACUAGAUCCUCAGCUAUCUGUUCGUCAGGUUUAACAUCUAUUUUAACCGGUCAAGUAUCAUUUAGAGAGCAAAUUAAUCAGAUAACAGGAUGGAUAGAUGCAUCAAAUGUAUACGGAAGUGAUGAAGAUGAGACUAGAAUGUUAAGAGAUCUUUACUCUGAUUCCGGUUUAUUAAAAGAGGGUAUUUACUUAAAUGGAAAGCCUCUUCUUCCAUAUCAUGAAGGUCGGGGUGCUAUUGAUUGUCAAGUUGACCCCAAUAGCGCCCAUAUACCUUGCUUUCACGCUGGCGAUCAUAGAUCUAAUGAGCAGCUAGGGUUAUUAUCAAUGCAUACAAUCUUUUUUAGAGAACAUAAUAGAAUAGCAAAACGUUUAAAAAGUCUGAAUGUUAGAUGGGACAAAGAGUUUAGUUUUUAUGAAACUAGAAAAAUUGUGGGAGCUCUGAUGCAGCAUAUAACCUACAAACAAUGGCUACCUAAAGUUAUUGGUAUUAAGGGCAUGAAAUUGCUAGGAGAAUACAAAGGAUACAAUCCCACUGUAGAUCCGUCAAUAAGUAACGAAUUUGCAACAGCUGCAUUUCGUUUCGGUCACACACUUAUUCAACCACAACUGUUGCGAUUAAAUAGCACAUUUGAUGAAGACACUCAUGGGCAUUUAUCAUUGCAUCGAGCUUUUUUUGCUCCUUUUCGCCUUUUAGAAGAGGGUGGUAUAGACCCUAUUUUGAGAGGGUUGUUUCACUCAAAACUAAAGAGACCCGAUGGUGGUCUAAAUAAAGAAUUAACCGAGAAGCUAUUUAAAUUUGCGCAUAGAAUAGCUUUAGAUUUAUUAGCUCUUAAUAUACAGAGAGGAAGAGAUCACGGCCUCCCACCGUAUGUAAAAUAUAGGGAAAAAUUUGGCCUAUCUCCAGUGCGAAGCUUCCGUGAUCUAUCUGAGAUAGUGCAAGAUCCAAGCAUGAUAACGCUAUUAGAAGAGGUAUAUGGCUCGGUUGAAAAUAUUGAUUUGUAUAUAGGCGGCAUAUUAGAGAAAUAUCCUGAAGAUGCGUUAAUUGGAGAUACUUUCCUUCAUAUACUUGUAGAUCAAUUUAAACGUUUAAGAGACGGUGAUAGGUUUUGGUACGAAAAAGAAGGUGUAUUUACUAAAGAUCAGUUGGCUCAAAUUCAAUUAACGACACUAGAUGGAAUUAUUUGUGAAAAUAGCGAUAAUAUUAAAAACGUUACUAAAGACGUUUUUAUUUUCUCGAAAAAUUUUACGGAUUGUAAAGCCGUACCGAAAAUGAGUUUUGAGCCUUGGGCUGAAUGUUGUACUGACUGUAAAAACGCGGGACAAUUUUUUGUUCAAACUACUGAUAAAUAUUCAACAAAAUCAAGAAGAAAACGAUCUACUGACACUGUAAACGAUGACGAAGACGUGAUGGAGACUGUUGAUUUGGUUGAUAGACGUAUUGAGGGGAUGGAAAUGGCAAUGAGCGAGAUGAAAAUGAGAGUCAGAUCAAUGUAUAGAAAGUAUCAAAACUUAGAGAAACGUCUACGAAGAGCAUAA
Molecule: messenger RNA, 3712 nt
Organism: Dimorphilus gyrociliatus
Lineage: Eukaryota; Metazoa; Annelida; Polychaeta; Dinophilidae
Source: the annotation of a GenBank genome assembly